Messenger RNA from Rattus norvegicus (Norway rat), 1903 nucleotides. NCBI's taxonomy places the organism in Eukaryota, Metazoa, Chordata, Mammalia, Rodentia, Muridae. The record is from RefSeq and is a predicted model, not a curated record.
AAGGUGGGCCUGGGGGGCGUUAGAAGCCGCCCUGGGCCUCCGCUGAGCCCUGAGGGGGGACUGAGGAGCCUGGGCGGAGCCCGGAGCUCCGCGCGAUGCGGCUCCCAGUGCUGAGCCUCCCUGUGUUGCCUGCGCUGCGGAGUGGGCGUACGUGUCCCUACCACCCCGCCGCUCGAACGCGCGGGAGCCGUGUCUGAGGGGACGCGGAGGUCGUCGGUGAGCGCGGCGCCUGACCGGACGUGGCCCGCGCGCUAUUUUUGGCAUCCGCAGGGGCGCCUGUGCCUGGGCGAGUUUUCCUUCCGUAGGUGCGGGCAGCCGCGGCGCCGCCGCCCAAGCUGACUCCUCUCUCUCCUCUCCCCAUCCCGACAGGCCCCAGGGGUGAUUCUGCCUGUGCGAUGUCCUCCUUGUUGGAGGGGAGCUCUUUGUAGGCGCCACGUCGCGAUCAAAAAGACAAAGAAAAAAAGAAAAGAAAAAGGAGAAGAAGCAGCCAGGAAAGGGGGCGGUAACGGCGGCGGGGGGUGGGGGUGUCACCUGGGUCAAGAGCAGCCUCGCUAUGACAGCGGCGGGAUUUUCAAAGGAGAUUGCAGCCUCCCAGUGUCCAGGGAAGAAGCCCUGGCCAGCCCUCCAGGGGACCUCGAGGCGUGGAGCUCGCGCGGAUCCCUAGCCCGGCCUCCGGGUCUGGUCCCUAGGACAGUGAGCCAGGCGGACUGCACCGCCAGAGCAGCAUCAUCAAGGCCCAACACAGGCUGGAUGUCGAAUUGCCAAUACUUCAAUCCGAACAUGAGAGGAGAAUGAUGGCUAUGCAAAUGAUGACCAACUCAAUAAGUGAUGCCAUGGAGAGGUACAAGGAGCUCAUACAAGUGAACAGUUCCUACCACAUCAGGCACUCCCAGCUCCUGCGUGAACAAGCUCAAUUGAAGAACAAUAUACAGAUUUUGCUGAAUGAGAAGAGAGAACUGCUGGUGGAGCAGACUGAACUGCCAGCAUCCUCUGUGGAGGCAAAGAGGUUCUGUGAAGAGGCCGGAAUGAACAUCUGUGACCCCAGUGCCAAGCAACAGCAGGCAGCGCUAUGAGUUUUCCUGUUAGCACAGCUUUCAUUGUGUCCCAUAAGUUUGGGCCUGAAAUUCUCCAGCAGAAACUCGAACAUGACACAGACCAGGACAAGAUCUCCCUUGGAGAGAAGAGCUACAGGAGGAGAACUAAGUGUGCACAGCAAAUACACCACUAUUGCAUCUCAUCUGUAAUGUCCAUAGCAAUUGUAGACUGCAUUUCCACCUUUAGUUUAAUUUCUUUUGAUUGAAUAGGUCGUACUUUCACCUCGCCUCUCUGCAGCAAGUGUGUACUUUUGGAGGGACUCAGAGAACUGCUGAUGCACAUCAAUCAAGAGCUCCUGGUCAUCCCAGAAAGACUGUGCACAUGUAAAUUUGUACUUGUCCUGAUGGGUCAUCCAGAAGGGUUUCAUGGAGAUCAGUUCACACAUUGGAAAGACUUUGAGACAAAGUCUGUAAUAUCAUUUAUACUCAGUGUUGAAUUGCUUUUUCCUUCAUACCCCCACUCCAACAAAACAGACCUACUCCCACUCCUCUUGAAAAGAUUAUUACCAUCAGUAACUGCUUGUCUACUAUGUCUCCAAGCAAGCCACAGGAUAUAAGUCUAUUCUGCAAAAGGAGCAGCAAAAGAAUGCUUAGCGCAAUUCCUCUAUUUAAAGUUUGGUUGAGUUUUGAUUAUUUUGGUUAUUUGGUUUUCCUUCUAUUCAUUUGAAGUUUUGUUAUUUAUGAGUUGUUGUUUUGUUCAUUUGCUUUUCUGUUUUGAUAAGGAUAUAGACUGCAUAUAUUGACUACCUGCAUCUGGUUACUAUCAAGUAAAUUGAAUGUAUUCUGGUGAAUAAAAGAGUAAUCUCAAA